GAAGUAAACAAAUCCACGUUGUCUGAAAUAUGGUAAAAACCAUUGCAACACAGCUUGAAGAUCUAGAAAUAAAGAUCAGAGACUGUGAUUCAAGGCUACAGACCAUUGAUGAUAUUCUACGACUGGAGGAACUUUCUGAAGUUAAGAGACAGUCUUUACAUGAGGAAGAGAAACAGAUUAAAAAGAAACUCUCGACAUUUGAGGCUGAAUUAAAAGAUCUUCGUAGAGAAAACAGGAAGACAAUGCUAGUAUCUGUAUGUCUUGUGGGGAUGAUGUAUCUAGUUUACUGUUUAUUGUGGCAAACAUAGUCUCAUAUUGUGUAAUUCAAUCUUUCAGUCAUUUUGUUAACUAUGCAAAAUAAUAUAUUGUACAUUAAUGGCUAUCAAAGGCAUUUGAUUAAUUAUUUAAACUUGAUAUAUAUGUAUAGUUAUGGUAUGAUGACCAAAAAUAGAUGCACUCCUUAAUUAAGAAAAUAAUAUCUGAAUCUAAUUUUAGAAAGGAGGUUAAAAGUUUCAUUUUUAUUACAUUGAUUACAAAGAUUACAUGUAUAUUGUUACAUUGAUUACAUACAUGUACAUCGUAUAUUGUACAAUGUUCACAAAUCAAUUGAUGAGGUUUUGCAAUAUGCAAAAGGUUACAGUUACAACAUACUCCAUUUCAUUGUAAAUUAAUUUAUGUACUUGAACUAUGCAAUAUCAAUUGUUGUGUUUUUAUGGUAAUUGUAUGCAUUUAUUUAUGAAAUUUAAUCAUGUACUGUGUUUUGUUCUUUCAUUGAAUGUUCACAUACCUCAGUACCUUUAACUGGAGAGGUAGGAGGGUGUAUGCUGCAAACAAAAAAAUCUUUAAAAAUUGCCGCCCCCCCCCCCCCCUCCAAAAAGGAAAUGAAACACUAAUAUCUAAGAAUAAAACGUUUAUACCAAUGUCAUUCAUGUUUAUGAGUUUGGGACCAUUGUUUUCUGUGACAUUUACAAGGUUAUUAUAACGAUAUAUCAGAUGUCUUGGCCUAAUGGUAGUGUACUUACAUGUGUAUUUGAAUCGCCUAUAUCAUCACCAAUAAUAGAAAAAAAUAAUUUUGUAGGUAUUUAUUUGGAAUUUAAGUGAUAUAUUGUAGUCUUCAAGUUGCCACUUGUCAUCAUUUUGAAAGAGUGUCAAGACUGUUCUUUUUGAACAGAUUAAAAUAUUAAACAUUA
Molecule: messenger RNA, 1190 nt
Organism: Saccostrea echinata
Lineage: Eukaryota; Metazoa; Mollusca; Bivalvia; Ostreida; Ostreidae
Exons: 4
Coding region: 30-308 (92 amino acids)
Source: RefSeq, a predicted model, not a curated record